AUGUAUUUAUCUCCAUUCAACGUGACGGCAGGGGACAUCGGUGGCGUGUCACAGCAAUGCGUCAAUAAAUGUAACAUGAGCAGUGAAAAAAAAAACCACAAAGCCUUCAAUGUCGAAACGUCAAAGAUAGAAUUUAGACGUACAUAUCACCCAAUCGAAGAAGAAAACAUGACCGAUACUCCAAAGAGGCGAUCACCGAUGGCACGAACGGCAUCACCAAGACCCACCAAGCCCUUAUCAGGAAAAACAUCACCUAAAUCCACCACUCCCAUAUCGAAACAACGCACUCGCGAUGCUUCCCUCUCCCUUCUGACCGGCAGGAAACGUGCCUCGCCGACUCCAUCAGACAAGACCGACUCGGAAUUUAGUCAAUCGUCGUUGAUGCUAAUGUCCCCAGGCGAGGUGGCUGAGCAACAAGGAUCUAUCGAACAGGUCAUAAAAUCCAUUGAGAAACGGCUCAAGGCAGAGCAGGAUAAGAUUGCCAGAACCAUAUUGGAGAAGCAACAACGUCAAACCGUAUACAAACUCGAGAAUCGCAUGGAUGCCCAUUUGACCCCUUUUGUCAUGAUAAAGAAGGUUGGGAAGAGUGGAAGUGAGGGAGGCGCAAGGGGUGGCAAUGAGGGGAGCGCAAAGAAAGAUCCUUCGAGCAGGCGUUUCAAAAACGACUUCCCCAAGUGGACCAGCGGCAACAAAAUGAUUGAUAACUUUAUCAAGGAAAUUCAAUUAUUCGCUGAAUCCGAAGUGAACUAUCUCGAGUGGAUAUCGUAUGAUCGAUUUAAGGAGGUGAAAUUUAUUUGCAAUGGUACGUACGCUUCGUUAUCACUGGCGACGUGGUUGGACGGACCGAGGAACCUGUCGGACAAGCAAAAUAAAAAGUUGAAGAGGGAUUUCAGGAAAAAGGUCGUGUUGAGACAAUUGUAUGAUUCGGAGAAUAUUUCAGAAGUUUACUUGAGUGAGCUCAAUAAGUACUAUAAAAAGAUCUCAUGGAAUAACAGUAUAAUGCCCGUCUAUGGAGUCUCCAAGGAUCCCAAGACUAAAAAUUUUAUAAUAGUUUACGAGCACGCGGAACACGGUGAUCUCAAUAACUAUCUUCAAGAGAAUUCGGCGAAUAUGGGGUGGCCGCUGAAGCUGGCAUUGGCCUGUGACAUCUCGAAAUCACUGAAAACCCUACACGGUUGCAACCUGAUACACAAAGACAUCCACAGUGGAAACAUACUGAUAUUAAAGGACGGUUCAACGGCGCUAACCGAUUUUGGAUUAUGUAAACACGUGGACGCCGAAAACAGGAAACUCGAUGUUGGGCAGGUGGAGGGGGUGUUACCGUUCAUUGCCCCCGAGGUAAUAAGAGCCCAAAAGUAUAGCAAACAAUCGGACAUUUAUAGUUUCUCCAUCGUGAUGUGGGAAAUAACAACGGGCGGGAAAAGGCCAUUAUGUGAUCGAUCGCAUGAUGUGGAGUUAGCAUCGGAGAUACUCGAGGGAAAACGACCAGAUCCGGUGCCCGGCACGCCGCCGUGUUGGGUUGAGUUGAUGGAACAAUGUUGGAACGAUGAUCCGGACAAACGACCGGAUGCUGACGCCGUGCACCGAACACUGUGCGAUUGGUUAAAGAGGUUGGUGGAAACUCCAAAGUUACCGUAUAAGGUCAACACGGAAUUCGCGUUGGCCGAGAAUUGGCGGUUACGCGGUCAACAUCAUUCAACCACGUCGCAUCACGGUUCACGACAGGUUUCGGUGAUGUCCGGUAAUAAUGGUGAAGAGGACAAUGCGUCACCGGAAGUAUCAGUGCAAGAGGGUGGUUCGGGUGAAGGUUCAACUACGACGACAGUCGUCGAGCCCGAAGGUGGGAUCGAGGUUGAUGUGCACAUGGUGGAGGAAAUUGAAUCGGGAAUGGAACCAGGAGAAUUCCAGCACCCGGUGACAUGUUACACCAGCCAACUGUUCGAUUUCAGCGAAUUGAAGAUAUUCACGUCAACGAAGACGUCGACCGUCAGCACGGAAGAACCCAGC
This is a messenger RNA of Acaulospora colombiana, 2007 nucleotides long. NCBI's taxonomy places the organism in Eukaryota, Fungi, Glomeromycota, Glomeromycetes, Diversisporales, Acaulosporaceae. The record is from the annotation of a GenBank genome assembly.